AUGCGACCGUCUGUGGCGACAAUAAUAGUAGCUUUAAAUAUAUAUUUGCAAGUCAGCAACGCACUCUCAGAGUCUACUCCAGCGUCUCAAGUAUGUAUAAUUGGAGCUGGUUAUUCAGGUUUAGCCACCGCGCGGUACAUGAAGAAUUAUGGCCUUAAUUUCAAAGUGUUCGAAGGCACCAGCUUCAUUGGAGGUACUUGGAGAUUUGAUCCUAGAACCGAAACUGAUGAAUUUGGGAUGCCUUUGUUUACGAAUCAAUAUAAGAACUUAAGAACAAACGCACCCACACAGGUGAUGGAAUUCAAUGGUUACCCUUUUCCAGAAGGUUCAGUAUCUUAUGCAAGUGGUAGCUGCUUCUAUAAGUACUUACUGUCCUUUGCUGAACAUUUCGACUUGGUGAAGAAUGUCCAGUUUCGUAGUCACGUUAAAUGGGUAGAAUGGAUGGGCAAAAGUUGGAAUCUCACAUAUUUAAAGACAGACACCAAUGUAACUGUGACGGAAAAAUGUGCAUUCGUAGUUGUUGCGAGCGGCGAGUACAACAAUCCCUAUAUACCUCAUUUUGAAGGACAAGAAUUAUACAAAGGAAAAGUGAUGCAUAGUCACGCCUACAAAGAUGUUGAAGAUUACAGAGGUCAACGUGUGUUAGUGAUAGGUGGUGGACCUUCAGGAAUUGAUUUAGGCACACAACUGGCUAAUGUAACGUCGAAGUUGGUGCACAGUCAUCAUAUACUGAAAAACUUUCAAACCUUCAAUCCACCAAAUUUCCCUAAGGCUUAUAUAAAUAAACCAGAUUUAAAACAUUUCACACCAAAUGGUGCUGUAUUUGAGGACGAUACCUUUGAAGACGUCGAUAUUGUCAUAUAUUGCACAGGUUACAAAUACCACCUUCCAUUCUUGAACCAUUUAUCCAGCGGAAUUACUGCAACAGAGAACUAUGUGCUCCCACUGUAUCAACAGGUGGUGAAUAUAAACCAGCCCACAAUGACAUUCGUAGGAGUAUCCAAGACUACAUUUGCGAGAAUUCUGGAUGUACAGGCUGAAUAUUCGGCGGCGUUAGCAGCAGGCCGUUUUAAUUUACCCUCUCAAGAUAAGAUGCUACGCCACUGGCUCGAACACGCACACAUGCUGAGACAGGAAGGUUUUAAAAUCACAGAUGUCAACAGCGUUGGACAUGAUGAGCUUGAAUACUUUGAAGAUCUACAUAAAGAAGCUGGUAUUCAGAGGGUGCCUUUUGUAUUCAAAGCCCUUACUCAGUUCAACAUAAAGAAUGCGCUUGAGGACCUUUUACAUUUUCGUGAUUAUGAUUACAAGAUUGUUAGCGAUACUCAAUAUGAAAGACGUCAUAAUCCUAGAAAGGAGGUAUGCCCUUUUGAUGUAUGA
Arctia plantaginis is the source of this 1380-nucleotide messenger RNA. NCBI's taxonomy places the organism in Eukaryota, Metazoa, Arthropoda, Insecta, Lepidoptera, Erebidae. The record is from the annotation of a GenBank genome assembly.